This is a messenger RNA of Anarrhichthys ocellatus (wolf-eel), 2824 nucleotides long. RefSeq names its product FKBP prolyl isomerase 8 (gene fkbp8). Bases 155 to 1363 code for a protein of 402 amino acids. NCBI's taxonomy places the organism in Eukaryota, Metazoa, Chordata, Actinopteri, Perciformes, Anarhichadidae. Gene Ontology annotation, biological process: negative regulation of apoptotic process; protein folding. Gene Ontology annotation, cellular component: mitochondrial envelope; cytosol; membrane. The record is from RefSeq and is a predicted model, not a curated record. Gene Ontology annotation, molecular function: peptidyl-prolyl cis-trans isomerase activity; protein folding chaperone; protein binding. The transcript has 9 exons.
UACUGUAGGUUAGCAUUAGCCUGCUAGCCGCUUGAAGAGAUAGCUGAAGGCUAUAAAUUAUUUCGAAACUUCUGGAAACGUGUGGCUAGCUUGGCUACUGCUAAUCAAAAUAUAACGUUACUGUUGUAGCAAAACAGUAAACAGUACUCUACGAAUGACUGAAAAAGAAGAGAUCAUGGACGCCAGUGCGCCGUCAGUGAAGAAGAAUGGACGAACCUCGUUGCUGGACAGCGGAGAGGACUUUGAAGUUUUAGAUGAAGAAGACGUUGACGACGACCCUCCUCCUCCUCUGGAAGAUGCCGGCGGUGGGAAGGGGAAAACCAUGGACGAGUCCGAAAAGAAAAAUGCAGACUCAGAUUCAGACCCUCCAGGUCCGGUGGAAGAAUGGAUGGAUGUAUUGGGUAAUGACCAGCUGAAGAAAAAAGUCCUGGAGGCAGGGGAAGGGCGAGACAGUCGGCCACAGAAAGGACAAAAUGUAAAGAUCAAUCUUAAAACGUACUUGAAGGACGGGACACUCGUAGAGGAGCAGCCUGGCCUCUCUUUCACUCUCGGAGAUGGAGAUGUCGUCCAGGCUCUGGAUCUAACAGUGCAACUCAUGGAGAUGGGAGAGAAGGCUCUCGUCCAGGUCGAUGCAAAAUAUGCAUAUGGUGUCCGGGGGAGUCUUGAGCCUGAGGUUCCCCCCAACUCUGAACUAUCCCUAGAAGUCGAACUGCUGAAAGCUACUGAUGCUCCAGACGUGGAGCUGCUGCCCCCUCCAGAAAAGACCGCCCUGGCCAGCCAUAAGAGAGAGAGGGGCAACGUUCAUUAUCAGCGUGGGGACUACGCGUUUGCAGUGAAUUCGUACAGCAUUGCCCUGCAGAUAACACAGUCGAGUUCUAAAGUUGACAUUAGUCCCGAGGAGGAAAAUGAGCUGAUGGGUGUAAGAGUGAAGUGUUUAAACAACAUGGCUGCUUCUCAGCUGAAACUGGACCACUAUGACGCCGCACUCAAAUCUUGUGUCUCAGCACUGGAACACCAGCCAGACAACAUAAAAGCACUUUUCCGCAUGGGCAAGGUACUAGCCUUGCAAGGGGAAUAUACAGAAGCCAUUCAAACUUUGAGGAAGGCGCUGAAGUUGGAACCAAGCAACAAGACCAUCCACGCAGAGCUCUCCAAGCUGGUGAAGAAGAACUCUGAGCAGAGAGGAGCGGAGCAGGCCAUGUAUAAGAAGAUGCUGGGUAACCCCAGUGGUGGUAGCAGCAGCGGUUCUCAGAAACACCGGGCCAAGUCUACGUGGGGCCUCAGCUGGAAAUGGCUGUUUGGUGCCACUGCGGUAGCCAUUGGAGGUGUAGCAUUAUCCGUUGUCAUAGCUGCUAGAAAUUGAACCAAGCCUGAUGAGCUUGACCAAACCUCUGUAAUGUGAGCGUGAAUACAGAAGCACAUCUGGCAGUGCCUUUUGACUUUUGGUCGGGGGGGGGGGGGGGUGUUGGUCGGUCCUUUGCGUUGUCACUGUCACUCACCUUUCUCUGCUAUGUUUGAGAACUAUAUUUGACAAAUAAUAAAACAUUACUAUUUGCAUAUGGGAGUUGCAUCUCCAACAUUUAUAAAUGUGUAGCUUUAUGCAUAUCCGUCAUGUUGCCAGACACUGCUUUCCUUUGCUGCCAUUGUUUUAGUCUUUGGUAGUUAAAGUUGAAAUUUAUUUGAAAUGUAAAAUAAUUUAGCAUAGAUUCAGAUAAGAGCUAUUUACGUAUAUUUUUCCCAUUUAAGAAUAGCUAUUGUGAUAUGGUCCUUUAGUUAUGCUAUUGUUUUAAAGCAUCAGAUUGUGCAGCUUAAUUAAUAAUUCCUAUCCAAGAGAGAAUGUGUGAUUUCACUUUUGUUUUAAUUGUGGUACAAUGCUUAAUGUAUGUUGAAUGAUGUAAUGCAGAUGCUUUAUUAUUUGAGGUCCACAGGUUGGCAAAGUAUCUGGCUUGUGUGCUAUAGCGCUCACACCAUUUCUAAAGGCUACUCAUACACUAAGUGAACAUAAAAAUACAAGCCCCCUGUACAGUAAUGCAGUACUUCUGUUUUAGAAGUUGUCAGUUCAAUAGUGCGUAGUGAGGCUGGAGUUUGUUGUGAUAUUAUUCAGAAAGGUGUUCCUAAAAUUGUAUCCAGCUCAUUUUUAUACGUGUAUAUAGAGGAGCAAACAUAAAAAUAAAAAAGUACCAUGUUUGUAAUUAACUCCUAUCUGACACCGUCAACAGCAAGACACAGAAGUAGUAACAUGAAUCAACAUAAAUGCUGGGGUUUCUAUAUUCACUGUUCAGACUCUGUAUACAUAUAUUUAAGCAGCAGCGGAAGUGGAUGUACUUUCAUUUCAAUAUGUGUUAAAUUACAAAUUUCUUGUUAAUAGAGGUGCACUUAUUACAUUUAAAACAAGAACAGAGAAUGGUACGUAGUUUCUCAGUGAUGUCGCUACGAAUAACGCUGAAGGAGAGUUUAUUUUUAUUAUUCAAGUUCCAGUCAAUUAUACCUCACUUUUUGAUGAUUAAGACCAAAUGUUGAAGGAUGACACUUCAAGUACAAUGUGUGUGUAUAUGGAUUUCUUUUUUGUUCCCAAUAUGUUUUGCCUGUGAAGUAUUUCUGGGAAAUGAUGUUGCUUUAAGUGUUUAUUCCACUGUUCUGCCAUUCCAUUGUUUUCUUACCUAUAGUUAAAGACUAUGUGGCUUCUUCAGAGUAGAUGGGAGUCCUACAGAGCCAAAAGCUGCAUAAAUCAAACAGUUGGUGACAAAUGAAGUGGUCGAGAAAGUCCCCGGCAUUCCCUGUAUUUGUUAAUUUUAUAAUGACAAUAAAAUGUGUCCGACAUCAA